This is a messenger RNA of Branchiostoma floridae (Florida lancelet), 2795 nucleotides long. RefSeq lists its product as uncharacterized. The coding region runs from base 475 to 1695 and encodes 406 amino acids. NCBI's taxonomy places the organism in Eukaryota, Metazoa, Chordata, Leptocardii, Amphioxiformes, Branchiostomatidae. The record is from RefSeq and is a predicted model, not a curated record. The transcript is spliced from 6 exons.
UCCAAACAACAUAAACCAUAAUGGAAAACAUGCUUGGUAAUAAAUAGAUACCUCUAAAAUACUGCAAACAGUUUCAAGCUAAGAUUUUCGGUGGACUUGGGGACUCUCCUCUGCUCUGGUUAGCAAAGAGUGUGCCUUUAACUGUAAGGUGUGGGUGAAGUGUAGAAAAGUGUAUUCUGGACAAUUGUGCUGGCAGUCAUCUAAAUUUUGCUUAUGAAAAUUUGCACUUCGCUAGAUUUACACUAUUAUUGAAUUUAUCGUAAGUUAAUUUCAGCACCCCUAUUGAAAGGCAAUGCGCUCGUCCCGUGACCUUUGGCACAGUACAAUGGCCGCUGGCGACCGAACUUGUGCCAACUUUACGAUCACGAGACCUCUAUUACUGUAAAUAGUCGAUCCUCUGCGUAUUUCAUUGAAUCCUACCUACAGCGUUGAUAUUCUAGGUCCUCUAGAGCUGUUUUAGCGACGAUAUAUGCCAUGAAGAUGGCUCUAGUGACGGUUCUAACGGUGCUAUGCAUGUGCAGCACGGUCUGCUUUGUUUCCGCUAAACCUGUUUCGCCGCUCAACAAAACGCUCAACUUGCCCGAACUCCAUGUCAGGGGAACGCACUACGAGGUCGGCUACACCAUCGGGUACACCUUCAGAGAGCGGAUCCAAGACUUCUACACAAAGUACACCCUCCUUCACGACAUCCUAACGCCUUUCUACAAGUCGGAGAAGGGGAAGGCGAUCGUCGAAGGCUUCUUGAAAGUCGCAAAUGACUCGUUCCCGCAGUACGUGUCCGAGCUAACCGGUAUGAGUGACGGAGCUGGGGUGCCUUUCAUACAAGCCUUCCUGCUAACCACCAGGCACGAAAUCCUGCUAAUGGAAAGGAAAAGGGACGUUUCUUCUUGCUCCGACGUUUUCAUGGAUAUCGCGAACCAGAGAGUCCUCGCACACAAUGAGGACGCCGACCCCCUGAUCAAGGAUCACGCGUACCUGAUCCAUGCCCAGGUCUCUCCGUACAAGCUCCCUAACGGGACACAGAUCGGAGACUGGGAGUACUUCACUGCCUACACGUAUCCUGGGCAUCUGCCGGGAUGUGCCUUUGGACACAACUUGAAUGGGAUGGUUUUUACGGUCAACGCUGUGUUCCCUAAAAACAUACAGCCUAAUAAGCAAGUUCGUUACAUGUUGAACAGAGCCAUGCUGGUAGCCAGGGAUCCCAGUGAGGCCCUGGACAUCAUAACCAACAAGAAAGGUCCAGGUGUAGCCUCUGGCUUCAGUGUAAACAUCGGAUAUGCAUCAGACUUCAGCAAACUGUACAACAUUGAGGUUGCACCGACGGUACCCAACUUACCACAGUACUCCCAAACUGUUCUGGAUGUACAGGGCCAGGAGCAUUACUUCCACUUCAACAUGUAUGAUAAACUAAAUGGCACAGUGCCACAGUAUGAAGAUCCCAGCACGGAGCAUCGCAAGGCCAGAGCUGCACAGAUGGCAAGUCCCUAUGAUCUGAAGAACAUUGUGGACAUACUUGGGGAUACACAGGACCCUGACUAUCCAAUAUACAGAACUCCAAAUAAUAAGGAUGGUGCAGAGACUGUGGCAACAGCUAUAUAUGACUUCAGCCAGGGUCAUUUCCUUGUCUACCUUGACAACCCCAAGGCAGGGUAUGCUGGCAAUCCCAUCAUCCAGAGAUUCUUCCCAAGCUACUGAUCAAGAUGGUAUCAAAUAAUGUAACUGCACGUGAUGCUGCAAUGUUGCUGGCCAUGGUAACAUUCCUAGUUUAGUUAAUGGUAAAUCCUCCCUACACCAGAUGGUGCAUAGGGUGGAAACGUCUUUUUAAAGUAAUAAGUUGUUCUUGUGUCACACAAAUUUGUGCAAUCACUACAACAGGGGGGGUAGACUCGGGUUUUAGAUUGUGUUUAACUACCAUACCCUUUCAAACUAGUGAAUGAUAAGCAGAGAAAGCAAUAUCUAUCAUUCUUAAAGUGAUACGACUCAGCCAGUAAUCAAACUCAAGACCUGCCAAAAGGCAAACACUCUACUCACUAUGCCAUUGCGCCAGUCCUAAAUAACAUUGCAAUAUUUUUAACAAACUAGAAUGCAGAUUCUUACCUGGGAAUCAUUUGCUGUUAAUUACAUUAUGAGAAUUAAAAGUGUGAUACAUAAAAGUAAAUGUAUGGGGAUAGGAGCCAUUUAUGGAAUACAGUGUAAUUGAACAUGUGUACUGGAUGUAUCUAUGCAAAGAAAUUAAGAUGUUCAAAUCCUUUGAGUCUUUGUCUCUAAAGAGAAGAAAUUAUAGUAUGAAAGUGUCCUUUGCUCUUGCUGCAUUUACAUGUUUAUUCCCUUCAGGCACUUUCUAUAUCUCAUAUUUUGUCAAAGGUUUAUGUUGAUUCAGUUUACUCCAAUGAUUAUAUAGAUGCAAGCAGAUGUGUCACUUCCAGCAGAAAUUUUUAUUCCAAGUGUUCUUAUGUGAUGUUUUUAAAGUAGACUACUGUUAUAGAAAGUAGAAUAAUGUUAUGAUUUGGCAGUAUAAUGUUGCUGCAUUCAAUGAACAUUGUUGCAUAAUCUAAGACACUAGUCUUACCAAUGAAUAUGUUUUUAAAAUGUAUACAGUGGUUGCACAAUUGUUAUUGUUGAAUUCUACAUUUACUAUCUAGAAUGUUUGAAUACCAUGAUUGCCACUGCUUAGUCUUAGAAGCUACCAUGUAAUCUACUUACUUAUGUUUAUGAUGGCUUAUCUGACAAACUACAGUGCACAGAUUUAUUAUUGAUAAGUUUUAAGGAGAAUUUUACAACUCACACUACCAUUG